Molecule: messenger RNA, 919 nt
Organism: Bolinopsis microptera
Lineage: Eukaryota; Metazoa; Ctenophora; Tentaculata; Lobata; Bolinopsidae
Product: chromatin complexes subunit BAP18-like
Exons: 7
Coding region: 39-485 (148 amino acids)
Cellular component (GO): MLL1 complex; NURF complex
Source: RefSeq, a predicted model, not a curated record
UUUCAACACUACUAUAUAACAAAUAAUUUGAGUAGAGGAUGGCUGACAGAAGUAACUUGUUCGAUGUUCCCUCUUCUGAGAAACAAUCUGGACUUCUUAAACCAACACCAGACCUAGUUGCUGAGAUCUACGCUACAGCAGGAAAAAGUUUCAGCAGACUGGCUGAGUUGACUGCCAGAUUGCACAAAAUUCAAGAUCCUGACAACGCUGCAAAAGCAAGUGGUUCAAGGUGGACACAUGAUGAACUUAAACUGUUGAAAGACGCUCUUGUUAGAUUUUCUGACGAUAUUGAUACAAUAAGCGACCAGAUCAAAUCGCGUACCGUAGCACAAGUCAGAGACAUGAUACGAAGUGAGAAUCUAGCCAGCAAGAGGACAAGCUUGUUCGAAGAAUCGGAGUACAGCAAAUCACCGCCCAAAGAAAGUGAAGAAAGAGCAGCCAGACAGAGAACGUGUAAGGAACACAGUUCCGGUAGACACGGAUAAUCACCCACCGCCAUGCUCGACCAAACUGCUGCAGAGAACCACCAACUAACGAUUUAUUGAGAAGUUGAGACUUGUUGAUGUGGCUGGGUGGCGGGAUGCUGUGACUAACAACACAACUAUAUAUUAUGUACAUGUACUAUCAUCAUUCUUUACAUAGUGACUCGAUAGUCUGCAAACAAAGGACUUCUGAUGGUAUUAACUAUAAACUAAAAAAUCAAGUGUGUUGACCAGUUGUUAUUUAUAUAUUGGAAACUGUUUUGAUCCUGAUUUGCAGUUGAAAUGACCUCUGUUUUAUGUCACGGUCAAUGUGGUGAAGUUAAGCGACUUGUUUGCCAGCAAAGUUUUAAUAAUUUCAAAUUUAAUUCCGUUUCGAGUAUUUGAUCUAACUUUAUUCCUUACUGUAAGUGCAGUUCUAUUAUAUCGGAAAUAACAAA